Molecule: messenger RNA, 315 nt
Organism: Ostreococcus tauri
Lineage: Eukaryota; Viridiplantae; Chlorophyta; Mamiellophyceae; Mamiellales; Bathycoccaceae
Product: unnamed product
Exons: 1
Coding region: 1-315 (104 amino acids)
Source: RefSeq, a predicted model, not a curated record
AUGGUGCACCUGUCGCGACCGCACACGAUCCACGAUGACUACGCCGCGACGCGUGGGUUACGACGAUCGAACGCGGGGGUGGUGACGACGUUCUGCGUCCUCUCGGGCGUCGCGUCGGUGAUGUACGCGUACAUCGCGCGACGACGCGCGGGGACGGCGGCGACGGCGGCGACGGCGAAUCCAUCCGCGCGCUCGAAGACGUACGACGGGACGCGGUCGCGGAAACACAGAGACACGUGGAGGUCGACGUGGGAUAAAGGGACGCCACGACAAUACGUGAAGAACUUACAACACGAUCCGGCGGGGAAACAAUGA